Molecule: messenger RNA, 1940 nt
Organism: Urocitellus parryii (Arctic ground squirrel)
Lineage: Eukaryota; Metazoa; Chordata; Mammalia; Rodentia; Sciuridae
Gene: Gpr15
Product: G protein-coupled receptor 15
Biological process (GO): G protein-coupled receptor signaling pathway; positive regulation of cytosolic calcium ion concentration; cell chemotaxis
Cellular component (GO): external side of plasma membrane; membrane
Molecular function (GO): C-C chemokine receptor activity; C-C chemokine binding
Source: RefSeq, a predicted model, not a curated record
AUGGAUCCAGAAGCAACCUCGGUUUAUUUGGAUUAUUACUAUGCUACCAGUCCAAACUCUGAUGGCAAGGAGACCCACUCCCACAUUCCUUACACAUCUGUCUUCCUUCCCAUCUUUUACACAGCUGUGUUCCUGACUGGAGUGUUGGGGAACCUCAUCCUGAUUGGUGCAUUGUAUUUCAAACGUGGCAGCCGACGAUUAAUUGACAUCUUUAUCAUCAACCUGGGUGUCUCUGACUUCAUUUUCCUUGUCACAUUGCCUCUCUGGGUGGAUAAGGAAGCAUCUCUAGGACUGUGGAGGACAGGCUCCUUCCUGUGCAAAGGCAGCUCCUACAUGAUCUCAGUCAACAUGCACUGCAGUGUCUUCUUGCUCACUUGUAUGAGUGUUGACCGGUACCUGGCCAUCAUGUGUCCAGCCAUAUCCAGGAAAUUCAGAAGAAGAGACUGUGCAUAUGGAGUCUGUACCUGUGUCUGGCUUGUCUCCUGCCUUCUGGGGUUACCGACUGUUUUGUCCAGGGAGCUCACGUUGAUUGAUGGUAAGCCAUACUGUGCUGAGAAGAGGGCUACUUCAGCAAAAUUGACAUGGGCCCUGGUAGCCUUGAUAUUCACUUUUUUUGUCCCCUUGCUGAGCAUUGUGAGCUGCUACUGUUGCAUCACGAGAAAGCUGUGUGUCCAUUACCAGCAAUCAGGAAAGCAUAACAAAAAGCUGAGAAAAUCCAUAAAGAUCAUCUUUAUUGUGGUGACAGCCUUUGUCUUCUCCUGGCUACCCUUUAAUACUUUCAAGCUCCUGGCCAUUAUUUCUGGAUUGCAGCCAAAACUCCAUUUUUCUUCAGCUCUUCUCCAGCGGGGCAUGGAGGUGAGUGGGCCCUUGGCGUUUGCCAACAGUUGUGUCAACCCUGUCAUUUACUACGUGUUUGACAGCUACAUCCGCAGGGCUGUUGUUCGCUGCCUGUGCCCUUGCCUGAAGAACUAUGACUUUGGGAGCAGCACUGAGACAUCAGAUAGUCACCUCACUAAGGCUCUUUCCAACUUAAUUCACACAGAGGAUUUUGUUAGAAGGAGGAAGAGGUCUGUGUCACUCUAAAAUGAGUUGUGACAUUUCAAGACUUGUUGGUGCUCGUCAGGAAUAAUUUUUAUCAGCAACAAAGAAGAAAAGCAUUAAAGAUAAGAUUCAUAUUGCUUGAUUAAAUCCAAGGAAGAUUUCAUUUUUAGAAUAAACACCAAAAUACAUUGUGAAUAUAAUAAGCCACGUACUGUAUUUUCAGCUGAGUGACCUUAUUUGAACCUUGCAAUCAAGUCAACAAGACAAUUCUCAUCUGUCCUUUGAACUCUUAGAUAAAGGCUCCUGCUUGGACCAGUUGCUGUCUUCAUGAUUAUUAAUGUACUUUAUCGCCUUUUUUUUUCUCAAGAACUAUGAUAUUUCAACCAGACCUCCCUUCAUAUUACCUUUAAAAGAUUCUGGCCACACUCAUCUGGUAAGAAAUGUGGUGGCAGUGUAGGUAACAAAAUAUAGAGUAGACUUGUUCUCUAUAAUUGAUUGUUCCCAAGUUACUAAGAUAUUCUGGCCUCAGUCUUUAAAAUCUGUUAUAGUAAUUCUUCAUCAUCUUCCAGUAUAGACUUUUAGCCUAUGCCCAUUUACAAUAGCUUUGGACUGUCAAGAAAAAGCUCAUGAGGAAAAAUCAUUUUGAAAUGUGUUUAUGAUUUAGGAUUUUAUCACUUGGUCAUCUAGAACAUAGUAAAAGUAAGCAUAUUAUAUUGUUAGAAAUGCAUGUUGUUAUAAUGCUCUAGUAACUUUUUAAUGGGGUUAUGCCAUGCUCUUUAUUUUCAUUGCCUUUUAAGUUAGGAUUUGACUUUGCUUUAAUUUUGUUUUAAUUACCUCUUGUCUAGUCAUCAAAUGACAAAUUUUACUACUAAUAUAAUUAGAGAUGGACAAAUACUUAG